AUGCGGCGCUUUCAAUCUAUCAAGUUAGAAUGGGGACUUCCCAAAUUUCUUCCUCAUAAAGCAUUCAAAGAGGCCUCUAACGGAUACCUUAUCGAUGACAAAUGUGUCUUUGGAGCUGAGAUAUUUGUCGUCCAAAGGCAAACAAUUGGUGAAUGCUUGUCCGUGGAAAAAUCUAAUGACAAAUUUAAGCGCGAGUGGAAGAUUAGUAAUUUCUCAAACCUAGGGAAAGAUUUGUUAUCUGAAGAAUUUACUGUGGGAGAUCACAAAUGGAAGCUCUGGUUAUUUCCUAAAGACAAUGAAAAAUACGUCUCGAUAUUUUUAGUUUCUGUUGAUUCCAAGGAUUUUGAUCACCAUCAAAAAGUGAAGGCAAAUUACAGCUUCUGCAUUAAAGAUCAGAUAAGUGGUGAAUGUGAUAAGCGAUUAUCUAGUAAGAUAAUUCCACCAACUUUCUUUCUAAUGACACUUGUUUGUCGAAGUCAGGAUAAUUGA
Messenger RNA from Nicotiana attenuata, 489 nucleotides. RefSeq lists its product as uncharacterized. The transcript has 3 exons. The coding region runs from base 1 to 489 and encodes 162 amino acids. Gene Ontology annotation, molecular function: protein binding. The record is from RefSeq and is a predicted model, not a curated record. Lineage: Eukaryota; Viridiplantae; Streptophyta; Magnoliopsida; Solanales; Solanaceae.